ACGUCAUACUCUUGAAUUCAUCAUCUAGCGAGUAGUUGUUAAGUACAUAUUUUAAAGCAUUUUCUGUAUGAAUGUACAGUGCAAUAGGCAACUAGAUACACAUAGAUACAUCAACAUACACAAAACUUACAUAAAAUGCAACAUUCUUAUAACAUCUAAAGAUAUACCUUUUACACUCCAUUUCCAAACGCUCGCCUUCAAAAAACUCAUACAAAACAACAGAUCUUUUGUGAAUUUAAACAUAAGAGAUAUUAUAUCAUUUUCACGAAAAUCGAAAAUAAGUUUUAAAAAAAAUCCACAAAGGAUAAGAGUGAUUUUUUAUUUGUGCCAGUGUGUUUGUGUGGGUCUCUUUUUCACGUCAGUCCCUAAAAAAGUAUAAAAUUAACAAAUAAAGUUUUGCCAAAAGCAUCGCUGAUUAAGGAAACAGAUUCAUCAACAUUCAGUAAGGAUGGGCGAUAGCCGAAGGAAUACUGCAACAGAAUUCAGUUACAUCCUUCAGAGACAGGGAAGCGAUGAAUCAGCUGCUGAGGCGCACGCCUUUGAUGACAUCAAAAAUUUAAUGAAGGAGGAACAACACAAAGAAUCAGAUAGUCUGUCAUCUUUGCCACAAGCAUCAUUCAAUUACAUCAACUCCAUCGUUGGCAGUGGUGUUAUCGGUAUACCAUAUGCCUUUCAUAGAGCUGGAUUCGGCCUAGGGCUGUUGCUACUUAUCCUUGUAGCCUGCAUAACUGACUACUCGUUGAUCCUUAUGGUUAGAUGUGGCCACAUUUGCGGGCGAUUUAGCUAUCCUGGAAUAAUGGAAGCAGCCUAUGGAAAAUACGGAUACUAUUUGCUGUCUUUACUGCAGUUUAUGUAUCCUUUUCUAGCUAUGAUAUCCUAUAACGUUGUGGUUGGUGAUACCCUUUCAAAAGUUUUAGUACGUGUUUUCCCUUCCUGGGGUGCAUCCAUGGGUGCAGUUCGACUUGGAGUCGUGUUUUUUGUCACAGUCGGAGUCGUUGUACCACUCUGCCUCUAUAGGAAUGUCUCACGGUUAGCACGGGCGAGUUUCAUCAGUCUGGCGUGUGUGGUUUUCAUAUUGUUGGCUGUAAUAAUAAAACUUAUGUCGGGUGAAUAUAAAGUAACGGAUACAGCGGAUUCCUGGAGAUUUGCAAAUGUUGAUGUUAUACCUGCCACAGGAAUUAUGGCUUUUGCAUUUAUGUGUCAUCACAAUACAUUCCUUGUCUACCAAUCGAUGAGGAAUGCCUCAUUGGAGCGAUGGGAAAAAGUGACGCACAUUUCUAUUGGAUUUGCAUGGACAGUGGCGGCCUUAUUUGGAAUAGCAGGAUACUCAACAUUCCGUGCGUUGUCGCAAGGAGACCUGCUAGAGAACUACUGCUGGAAUGAUGACUUAAUGAAUUUCUCGAGAAUAUUGUUCUCUAUAUCUAUUUUAUUAACAUUUCCUAUUGAGUGCUUUGUUUCGAGAGAGAUUGUAAAAACCAUCGUGCACAAGUUCAUUUUGAAAGAGAACGUAGAAGCACCACAUGAUCAGGACCCAAGCCUCGAGAAAGGGACUGAAACUGAUGAAUACUCCACUAUGAUAACUCUGGCCAUUGUAUUUACAGCUUUUGUAAUAUCACCUUUGACCGAUUGCUUAGGAUCAGUAUUGGAGCUAAAUGGUCUGCUGGCAGCCAUUCCAUUGGCAUACAUUCUACCAGGCCUGGCAUACAUCCAAAUGGAGCCCCAUUCACUCUUCAGUCGAGAAAAGCUUCCUGCUGUUGGCCUGGUGGUUUUUGGAGCAAUUGUUACCAUUGUUGGAGCUGCCGUUUUGCUGCCUAGUAUUCUUGGAGAUUGUCGUUCGGAUAUUGUGCUUGGAUAUUGUAAACAAGAAUAUGAAUCGGAAAACACGACUACCAUUACAACGACCAAACGUCCAAUCUAAAGCCAAAAAUAUGAUAUUGUAACAAAAAUUUAUUUAAGUAAUAUUGUAUCAGUUAUUAACGAGCAAUGUGUAUGUACUAUACAAAAAAUGCAUUUAAGUCCCACUUAACAAGGGUGUUCAUCUGCAACUUUUAAAAAUAGAGGCAAUUUUGUCUAAAUGCAAUACAAAAGAGUUUAUUUCAGACAAAAAUAGGUAAAAACAAAAAUUUUAAAAAUAUGUUUUUUAUUGAACAGUAAAAUAAGGACACGAUUUUUAUAUAAGAAGGAAACCUACGAAAAUAAAUACCGGAAACAAAAUUUCCUGAGCAAAUUUUAGUUGGAGGUAAAUUAAUUGCAUAGUGGGAGCUGUAUGGUAUUGAACCGUGGGCAAUUUAAAUAAAGAGUAUUUUUAUUUAUUGGAAAGUUGAAAAUAAAAUUAUUGAUAUAAAAGUGAAGCUAGAAUAGAAGAAAAGAAAAUAGAUCGUAUACAAAAGACAUGCCUUUCUUUUAAAGAGGUACGAUGGACACCCUUCUGUGUGCAAGCAAGGUGUAGGUAACGUAGUGUUUUAAAGUUGAGAUAGUAGAAUGAAAAGAAAAAUCAACAAGGCACCAAGUUUUGAGAUUCAAUUUUUUAUUUUGUAGAAAAUGCACUGCUUAUAGUUUAUAAUUUUUACUUGAGUAUACAAAAUAGAUUGUAUUUAUACAAAAAACAUUAUUUACAUUGAGGAAAAUAAAUACAUAAGAUAAGAAAAAGAGAGAGAUAGAAAGAGAGAUAUACAGUGCUACCGUUAGGAAAAUUAUAAAUUUAUAUAUAUUUUUUUACAAUAAGCGCACACUCAAGGGCAUAUUACUACGCUUAUUAUGCAGAGAUACAGUGUGAGCCUAAAGAACUGGAGAGGGCUUGAAAAGGAGUUUCCGGUGCACAUUGGUUUUAAUCCCUGAAUAUUGCAAUGACUGGGAAAUUUCACAUUUGCAAAUGCAUACAUUCAUUCUGAUGAGACUCACGAGAACCGGCGAAACUCUCUAUACUGAUUUCGGUCCAAAUUAAUGGGUAUGUUUUUUAGGCGUGUGGUUUCAAUCUGGCAAUACUUUUUUCCGAGAUCUUUUUUUGACAGCUGUUACUUCAUUUAAUCUCAGUGUGGAAAUCAUACUAAAUAGACUUAAUCUUAAACAUCAUUUGCAAACCCUGCAAGUUUAUUACCAAAAUAAUCUUUCGGCUUGAGCGAUCCACACAUAACGCAAGAUCGUGGCCUUCAAGAUCGUGCGCUUCAACAGCGCUGGGAUAUUUUUUGUGAGAUUUUGAGAAGUCGCUUGUCUAUGCAGAUAAAACCGAGACAAAUGACGCCUUUGAAGAGAAUAUUGGGCGCGUUGUUGCUGACAUAUGCGGUAAUGUGGGCAUGCAAUAAACUAUCAAUUAAUUUUCAAGAAAACCACUAUAGCCGUGGAUGUCUCUUUCGAGCUCAAUCUUUUUUCUGAGUUGCUCUUAACGUUUCUGUAUAACCUAAAACACAGAAAGCGUUCAAGUCAGUAUUAAUUUUUCUUUUUUUUUUAUAUGAUAUUCAAUCGCAGAAAACUAAAGAAAUUAUACCGUAUAACUCAAAACUAAAAAACGAUAUGAUUUAGACGGUAGGCACUAAUUGAAAGUUCAAUGAAGAGCAUAAUGUGAUAACUUAAGACCCGCUUGUAAAAUUCAAAUGCAUUGCAUGAAAAGUAGAUUCUCCAUCGCUUCUUUAUAAACAAAAAAAUAACAACAACUACGUCCUCAACAGUGAACUUCUUUUAUUGUAUCUCAGAAACAAACUGAUAUUAUUUUACUUUGCUGAAAAGUAAAAACAACUUUUUAGAUCCUUACAGGAAUUUAAUGUUUUAUACACGCAACAUUUUAACUGCACAAUCCUAUAUUUCUAUAUAAAUAUCUAUAUCUACUUUUUGAAAAUUCUAUAUAUUUAGUAUAAAAUAAUCAAUCACAUGAAACAAGUUGUGUUUUAUACAAAAACAGAUAAAAUAACAAAACAAAAAAUCUUUAUAGUUAAAAAAUAAAUUAGGGAAUUUAAAGCAGUAUGUAAUUAAAAUAUAAAUAUAUUUAGAAAACUAUUUAGGGAAAAAAAGCCACAACUUACUUAAAAUGUUAACUAUUUUUUAUUUUGAUGCUUUGCGAACUUAUGCUACUAUUAUAUUGAUAUACAUACUAAGAUACAAAAUGCUAAAGAAAAACAAAAUAAAUUUAAAUUAAGACUACAAACGAAACAAUGAACCAAUCAAACAAAAAUUAAUAUUAAAUUACACAAAACAAAAAAACAGUGGCAUUUUAUUUUAUACUUAAAGUACAGACAAAAAAAAUUAAAUAUAAUUUUAAACAUUGAAUGUUAAAAAAGGUAGUAAUAAAUUAUUAACACUAUUUACAAUAUCCAUUUAUAUUAGAAACUGUGUGUGAAUUAAAGAUAUAAAACAGACAUAUAUUUUACAUAGUUGUUACCGACGUAUUUAUUUAAAAAACAUUGUUAAGUUUAUAAAGAAAGAUUAAAACCAAAAAUAGCUAAUUAAAGACAACUAUGAAAGUUAAUUAAUUAUACAUACAUAUACUAAAUUACAUAUAUAUAUGAGUACCUGUUUCGUUAUAAACAAUGUAUUUACUGAAUGUUAAAUGUAAAUAAAAAAGUUGAAAUUUUAUAUUUUACAGUUAGAAAGUAAAACAUUGUUAUUCCAUGCGUAUUGUUAUUAAAAACGGUAAUGUCAAAUUCUGAAUUGGUUCAACUACUAAGAACCACCGAAUACCCGUCAAUGCAAAGCACAUUGGAAACCAACUAACCAACAAAUUCGAACUUUAAAUUUAAAUAAUAAAGAUUGCAACUCAUUUACUUGAAUUUUGUUGUUAAGGGUGUCCUAAAAUGUACACAGGAUUGGAAAAAAUUUAAAAGUACAAUGUAUAGGUUUCUGUUUUUUGUUUUGGAUUCAAGUGAUUCAUAAAAUUGGCUUGAUUCAAUCUCCAUGAAUUUGACGAAGUCGAAAUUUUAAACAUAUCCUUAACGAAGUGUCUGUGUUCUGCCCGCCAAAACUUUUACUAUUUUAAAAGUAUUAUUCAGUAGUGACUUCACGUUGUUGCUGACAGGAGCGAUCACCACUUUUUUUACAAAUAAUAAUUUUUACUUUGUAAAUGAUAAUUGGUAUAAAAGGUUAAAAUAUGGGUGUCAUUAAAUCAAACAUUUUUAAAUCGAUGAGUUAUUUCCCUUAGCGUCUAUGUUGUUUUCUAGCCUAUGUACAGUUGCAAGAAUACAAAUUAUAUUUCUUUUGAAAUAUACAUAAGUAUUGAAUAGUUCAUAAAAAAACUGAUUUCCCAACUUCGUUGAUAAAAAUUCUUUCCAAUAUCUGCUAAAAAUUGUUCCUGAAUGUGGCUUUGCAGUAACGAAUCAAUAGAUCAUCUUUUGUUCAGAAAUCAUACAUUUCAAAAUCAAAAAACAUUAUCUUAAAAAAAUCCUGUCUUUCAUGUAAAAUUUUUUUUCGAAAGUAAUUUUUUGAUUUUCUUACAUAAAAUGUCUAAAUUGAAUAACUUAUAUUUCCCUUUUUUUAUAUACUUCAUUUAUGUAGAGGGUUUGAUUUUUCGUUCGGUACCAUUUAUUUAAAUAAUUUUUUCUUUCAAAAGAUUUCCCGUGUCAAAAAGUUUAAAAUAUUUUAAGAAAAUCUUUAUGAUUACAAAUUGUUAGUUAUAGAAAAACUACAUAAAUGUAAAUACUCAAAAUAAGAAAAAAAAAAUUAAACUUUCAUUAAAUAAACAAACAAAAUUAAGCUA
This is a messenger RNA of Eupeodes corollae, 5683 nucleotides long. Its product is annotated as putative sodium-coupled neutral amino acid transporter 11. The transcript is spliced from 11 exons. Gene Ontology annotation, biological process: amino acid transmembrane transport. Gene Ontology annotation, molecular function: amino acid transmembrane transporter activity. The record is from RefSeq and is a predicted model, not a curated record. Bases 449 to 1918 code for a protein of 489 amino acids. NCBI's taxonomy places the organism in Eukaryota, Metazoa, Arthropoda, Insecta, Diptera, Syrphidae.